AUGGCCUUUGUCGACCUCACUCUGGAAAGAGGACUAGAGAUUGGACCAGCAAUCAAUGAAGCAAUUGAGCAGUCGAGGAGUGCAAUUGUUGUCAUCUCUCAGACCUACGCCUCAUCACCGUGGUGCCUGGAGGAGCUGGUUAAGAUCCUCGAGUGCACGGAAAAGAAAGGCCAGCUGGUGUUCGUCAUUUUUGUGGAUGUCGACCCCAAAGAGAUGCGUGAGCAAUCUGGACCAUUCAAGCGGAUUGGCCAAAGUGAGAAGGGUUUCAGGCAGGAAAAUGCCGACAAGGUCCGGAGGUGGAGAGACGCUCUCCGAAAAGCCGGCAAUCUCACUGGAUAUAUCAAGCCAAGAGGGCCUCCUCAAAAUGCAGGAGACCCUUUUGGUGACCUUCUCGGCAAUGGAGAUUCGGAGAUUUGCAACGAUAUAUAUGAAGUAAUGAACUUGAUGAGGAGCAAACUUCCCAACAAGAGGCUUCUAUUGGUAUUUGAUGAUGUUGAAGGGUUGUCAGAGUCACUGAGCCACCUGAUUGAGUCAAUGAACUUUGCCUUGGGGAGUAGAGUCAUUUUGAUCCCUCGACAUGAAGAAACUUUAAUUGGUCUAUGUAGAGAUAUCUAUGAGGUAAGAGUGCUGAAUGAUGAUCAAGCUCUUGAGCUUUUUAGUUGGAAUGCAUUCCUAGAAAUGUAUCCAAAAAUUGACUAUAGGAUGCUCUCAAAUUGCUUCGUGAGUUUUUCUAAAGGCCUUCCUUUGGUGCUAACUGUGAUGGGUUCUUUCUUUAGAGGCAAAAGCAUCACAGAAUGGCAAAGAGCUUUUGAUCGAUUGAAAGAAAUCCCUCAUGGAAAGGUUCAUGACAUACUGAGGAUUGUUAUCGAUGGCUCAGAGGCCAAUGAGAGAACGAUUUUUCUUGACAUUGCAUGUUUUCUAAAUGGAUAUGACAAAAAAGUGAUCAUCAAGUCCCUAGACCAAUGCAAUGUCUAUGUCACUAGUGGGAUUGAUAUUCUAGCUCAAAAUUCACUCAUAUACAUUGAUGAAGAUAACAAAAUAUGGAUGCAUGAUUUGCUUCAAGAAAUGGGUAGACGAAUCGUGAUUCAAGAGUGCCCUGAAAACCCCAGCAAGCGAAGCCAAAUUUGGCAUCAUGAGGAUGCUCUACGAGUGGUUAGUCAAAACUCGGGAACAAAUGCCAUUGAAGGUAUUAAACUAGACAAGGUUGAUGUAGAAGACUUGAUCUCGAAUGCAGACUCGUUCAAAAAGAUGAAGAAACUCAGGCUAUUCAUGGUAGCUGAUCUUACUCCUCAUUGUGGACCGGCCGGACAUCUAUCGGAAAAGUUGUGGGAGUGUUUCGCACGGAACAACAAUAAUACGUUGGCGUGUUGGGAGGCUCUGGUGAAGCAAGUUUCAAAGUUUUGGUUUCGCGGAGCCUGA
Molecule: messenger RNA, 1419 nt
Organism: Eucalyptus grandis
Lineage: Eukaryota; Viridiplantae; Streptophyta; Magnoliopsida; Myrtales; Myrtaceae
Product: disease resistance protein RUN1-like
Exons: 3
Coding region: 1-1419 (472 amino acids)
Biological process (GO): signal transduction; defense response
Molecular function (GO): ADP binding
Source: RefSeq, a predicted model, not a curated record